Messenger RNA from Limanda limanda (common dab), 1945 nucleotides. RefSeq names its product ephrin-A1b (gene efna1b). Gene Ontology annotation, cellular component: plasma membrane. The record is from RefSeq and is a predicted model, not a curated record. Lineage: Eukaryota; Metazoa; Chordata; Actinopteri; Pleuronectiformes; Pleuronectidae. The transcript has 4 exons. Gene Ontology annotation, biological process: axon guidance; ephrin receptor signaling pathway. The coding region runs from base 167 to 871 and encodes 234 amino acids. Gene Ontology annotation, molecular function: ephrin receptor binding.
UGUUGUGUGACAUUCAUCAGGUUGAACUGCAAUUUGCUGCCACAUCAGAAGCGUAGAGAAUCCAGUUUGGUUUCCGUGCUUGUGUUUACGCAUCCAGAUCCUUCGGUGACAGAAGCUGAUCACCUUCCCGAACUUGUUGUCGGUUCCUGUGGAGAAGAGAGAAGCGAUGGAUUUGGCGUGCGUGGUGUGUUUGGUGCUGUGCGUCGGCUCCUGGUUCGCCUCGGCGGAGAGACACAGCGUCUAUUGGAACAGCUCCAAUCCAAACUUCCUGUGGGAUGAGUACACGGUGGAAGUGCGCAUCAAUGACUAUUUGGACAUCGUCUGCCCCCACUACGCCCACGGUGAGGUGUCAUCGCAUGCAGCUGAGCGCUAUGUGCUGUACAUGGUGGAGAAGGAGGACUACGACGUGUGCAAACCUCACUCUUUCGACCAGCUCCGUUGGGAGUGCUCCCGGCCCUUCGCUCCCCACGCGCCUGAGAAAUUCUCGGAGAAGUUCCAGCGCUUCACGCCCUUCACCCUGGGCAAGGAGUUCAGACAGGGAGAGAGCUACUAUUAUAUCUCCAAGCCAAUGCAUCACCACGGCCAGGACUGUAUGAAGCUGCAAGUGGAUGUAGCCGGAAACAAAGGCACUGGGAAAUCCCACAUCGACAAAUCCAAGGCGGAGGAGGUGGUGAAAAGUUUAGAUGGAGGGAAAAUGAAGUUUCCUGCCACCGGAGGAGUGCACAACCCCUCCAACCGGCUCCCAGCAGAUGACCCUGCUGCGAUGGAGCCAAACGUCCAGAGGAGCGUCGGCAACUCCGGCGUGCAGCUGGUUUCCUUUUCACUCCUCCUCACCAUGAUCCCAGUCUUAUUAGUCCAGAUGCUGCACUAAAGCUGAGCAUUACAGAGACUAUACCACACCAAUGCAGGUCAUUGGGACCAUGAACACUCAGAGAUUUCUUUUUAUACAGAUUUUUUUAUACGAGCAUGGACAAAGCUUUCAGCGUGUGUGUGUGCGUGUGUGAGUGUGUUUGAUGUGUUGGUUUGUGUGCAUGUGGAACGUGGAUCGUUCCAAAGAAGAAGACCUCAAGGACGUUUUUUUUUUUCUUACUUUAUUACGAGGAUGGAAUUCUCAUUAACGACCAUUUAAGAUCAUCUUCAGUCAUCAUGGACAAGACGGAUCAACACACUUGAAUCACACGGAUCAAAGUUGGAUUGAAAACGAGAGGAACACGUUAUUCUCAUUAUCAUGUAUUCAGAUAUUCAUACCUGUUGGUACAGCUGUGCAUGUAUUACUGGUCUCAAACUGCCAAUAAUGUCAUUUUUCUCCCUCUUCGUGGAGAGAAAAUAUAGAUCAUGUACUGGAAAUGUUGUUGGCUACACUGCCAACGUGUUAUACAAUACAUUAUGUAGUAUUUUUUUUUUGUUGUCAUGUAGCACUCAGCUCCCUGUUCCCUGGAAGCAGAUUUUUCAAAUAUAACUCAACACAAGUAAACAAAUUAAUGACUAGUUUCCAAACUAGAGGUUCUCAGUCGACAUUUUACACAUUGCACUCAAUAUGAAGUAAAUAAUGCAUAUAUUUCGCACAAAAUACAUCAGAAUUAAUUUGGAUCCUUGUGUAAGUAAUAAAUCCUAAUCCAUAAUACUUGUUCUAAGUGAUUUGGAGCCGCUGAACAAGAAAACAAACUAGAUAUAAAACCUAAACGAUAGCAGGAUUGUCAGGGAGCUGAGCCUCUUCCGUUCUCAUGGGUUCUUCACUCAUUUCUGCUGUCUCGACAGUAUCAUGGCAUGGUACACUGGCAGAUGUUUGCAGAUGUGAUCCCACAUGCACGUUGUCAAACCUCAAACUGAAGGGACUUCCCGCAUUUUAUUUACAGUUGUUUUUUAUCUAUCAUUUUGUAAAUGUUUAUAUGUAAAUUUGUACAUAGAGAAAACUCUAAGAAACUGUCUUUAGUGAAAUAAAGAA